GCUGACUGCUGACUGCUGCCGUAACCUUAUCAGCAUUGCAAAUACCCAACGGUCUGUUCACCUAUUGUCGUUCUUUUUGUGAUCGUUCGAAUUUUCGAUUCAAAAGAUUGUCAGUAGACGAAAGAGGUAUUAACGCUUUGAAAUUGCAGUUCUACAAUCAGUAAUCGACGAUAUUUCUUGUAUGAAGAAUUUUUGUGUCUCAAUCGCGGUUUGUUAUUAUUGCGUGUUUUCUGCACGUGAACAGACCAAUGAACUCAUACGUCAGGUCAGCUCACCCGUCAGUCGUCACACGGCAGUAAUUCGCAAGCAAGACUCCAAGUCUUGGUUCAUGUUAUAAAUCCCGUCUGCUACACAUUUCACGCAUGUUUGCUUCCCUCAACGAUUUUGACGUUCAGUGUAAUUAAAAAGCUAUUGAGAAUUUUAUUCAACAUUAUUUUAUCAUGUGUAUAGAAUAACAUUCGAUGAAAGCUGUUACAAUUGAGAGAAGCAAUAUUGAAUAAAAACUGUCUAAUUUUUGUUGUCUACAAUGUCAGAAAAUAAUGAUGAAAUACCAUCUACUCAGAAAUCAUUACACUCAUCGCAUGACCCAGGCUGGAAUGACCCUCCAAGUUGGGCGUAUACACCAGCUGUUAAAACAACAGGGCCAGAGGCUCAGCCAAAAAGGCUGUUAAAUAAGAGAGUUGCAUACCCCUUAAGUUCUAAGCCAGGAGAAUCGAACCUAUCGUCUACACCUAUCAAUGAACCAUCAUUAGUCAAUUUACCUCCUCCCCCAAACUCAAUUAAAUUGACGAGUGCUCCUCACAAACCAAUGUUAAUGCCUACAGCAUUACAAACUAAUAGUUCUGUGAGUGAUCUUGACUGUGACAACAAAGAAAUAUUACCCACUGUAAUGCGUAAUUUAAGAUCUGUAUUAGCAAAAUUAGAGUCAACUAAAAAAGAAGAAAUAGAGAAAAGACUUGAACGAAUGGAAACCAUGUGGAAUGCAGAUGGAUUAAACGAGACUGUACACAAAAACCUUAUAGAAUUAUCUUCAGAUCUUGAAAAAGGAGACUUUGAGGCUGCUGAUAAAUUGCAUAUCAGUCUCAUGAUGAACCAUACUUCAAUGUGUAGCUCAUGGAUUCCAGGAAUCAGACAAUUAAUUGCUGAAGUGAAAAAUGCCCAAACGUGAUGCACAUACUUUUUUUAUAUUUCUAACCUGAAUAUAUAUAAAUAUGUUAUUAUGUGGCAAAACUAAGUGUCAUUAUGAAUUAAUGAGAUUAAAAAAAUAUAAGUAUUUUUAUAGUAUUUUUAAAUCUAAGCAUUUGAUCUCAGUAAUCAUGAUAAUCAUGCAGUUUUGAAAAUGUGUAAAGUAGUUAUCGAUGGAAGAUCAUGUAGAAAACUCUUGUUAUUAUUAAAUACAUUUUUGAAUGAGAUAACA
Molecule: messenger RNA, 1417 nt
Organism: Trichogramma pretiosum
Lineage: Eukaryota; Metazoa; Arthropoda; Insecta; Hymenoptera; Trichogrammatidae
Product: steroid receptor RNA activator 1-like
Exons: 4
Coding region: 527-1168 (213 amino acids)
Biological process (GO): regulation of transcription by RNA polymerase II
Cellular component (GO): nucleus
Source: RefSeq, a predicted model, not a curated record